AUGAGCGACGGCCUUGUCAAGCGGGCGUCCUCCUCGGAGGGCGCUCACGGCGGCCACGACAUCGAGAAGACGGGCUACCAAACACAGACCUACGACGACAACCUCAAGGAGAAUGUCCACAUCCGCGGUCUCGAGACCAGCGAAGACACGAAGCUGCACCGUGGUCUCAAGGCCCGCCACAUCACCAUGAUUGCCAUCGGUGGUGCCAUCGGUACUGGUCUCAUUGUCGGCACCGGCAAGGCUCUCGCCCAGGCUGGCCCCGGCUCCGUCUUCAUCUCGUACACUCUCGUCGGUUUCAUUGUCUUCCUCGUCAUGGCUGGUCUCGGUGAGAUGGCUGCUUGGCUGCCCAUCUCUUCUGGUUUCACUGGUUACGCCUCGAGAUUCUGCGACCCCUCGCUCGGUUUUGCCCUUGGCUGGACUUAUUGGUUCAAGUACAUUAUUGUCACUCCCAACCAGCUCACAGCCGCCGCCUUGGUUAUCCAGUUCUGGGUAGACCGUGAAAAGGUCAACCCCGGUGUCUUCAUCGCCAUCUUCCUCGUCGCCAUUGUCUGCAUCAACUACUUCGGUAUCAGAUUCUUCGGUGAAUUCGAGUUCUGGCUCUCCAGUUUCAAGGUCGUCACCAUUGUCGGAAUCAUCAUCUUCUCUCUCGUCCUGGCUCUGGGCGGUGGCCCCGACCACGAUCGCAAGGGAUUCCGCUACUGGAAGAACCCUGGUGCUUUCAGGGAGUACAUCGACACUGGCGAUGCCGGCCGCUUCUAUGGUUUCUGGUCCUGCAUGGUCAACGCCACCUUCGCCUACCUCGGUACUGAGCUUGUCGGUGUCACCGUCGCUGAGGCUCAAAACCCGCGCAAGACGAUCCCCCGCGCGAUCAAGCUCACCUUCUACCGUAUCCUCUUCUUCUACUGCUUCAGUGUCCUCCUCAUCGGCAUGCUCGUUCCUUACAACUCUCCGGAUCUCGCCUUCGCCAACAAAGCCCAGACCGGUGCCUCCGCCUCCCCCUUCGUCGUCGCUGCCACGCUCGCUGGUGUCAAGGUCAUCCCCCACAUCAUCAACGCUUGCAUUUGCAUCUUCGUCUUCUCUGCAUCCAACUCGGAUCUCUACAUCGCCUCCCGUACCCUCUACGGUCUUGCUUCUGACGGCUCCGCCCCUGCCAUCUUCAAGCGCACUGACAAGCGUGGUGUCCCCAUCUACGCCCUUGGCUUCUCCGCCAUGUUCGCCCUUCUGGCUUUCAUGAACGUGUCCAACGACUCCAAGGCUGUCUUUGGCUACUUCGUCAACCUCACCACCAUCUUCGGUCUCUUGACCUGGAUCUCGAUCCUCGUCACCCACAUCUGGUGGUGCAAGGCCCGCAAGGCUCAGAACAUCCCCGACGAGAUCCUGCCCUACGUCGCCCCCGUCGGCAUCUGGGGCUCUUACGGCGCUCUGUUCCUCUGCAUCAUCAUCGCCCUCACCAAGAACUACGAUGUCUUCACUGGCGGCGACUUUGGCAAAGAGAAGUACAAGACCUUCAUCACCGGCUACCUUGGCAUUCCCCUCUACCUCAUCCUCAUCUUCGGCCACAAGUUCUACUACAAGACCCGUGGCGUCAAGCCACACGAGGCCGACUUCUACACCGGAAAAGAUAUCAUUGACCGCGAGGAGGAGGAGUUCCUCGCUCGCAAGGCUGCCGAGAAGGAGGCCAACGGUGGCAAGGGCGGCAAGGGAGGUUGGUUCUACAAGACCUUCCUUUCUUGGCUCUUCUAG
This is a messenger RNA of Colletotrichum paranaense, 1743 nucleotides long. Its product is annotated as amino acid permease. Lineage: Eukaryota; Fungi; Ascomycota; Sordariomycetes; Glomerellales; Glomerellaceae. The transcript is spliced from 3 exons. Gene Ontology annotation, molecular function: amino acid transmembrane transporter activity. Gene Ontology annotation, biological process: amino acid transmembrane transport. Bases 1 to 1743 code for a protein of 580 amino acids. The record is from RefSeq and is a predicted model, not a curated record. Gene Ontology annotation, cellular component: membrane.